GCUUGAUAACAGCCACGAUGAAAUCUACGGUUGACGUCGCAUCUCCGGAAAAAGUGAUGUCUGAUGAGAAGAGGAGCGUGGAGGACGAGCCUGCAGAAGUCUCUCCAGGGCCUGCAGUGAAGUGGUGGCGCAUCCGCCCGACGGUGGAGCCGCUGGUGGUGCUCUUCAUGUUCUCGUACGUGACGACACACUCGGUGGUCAGCGGGCUCUUCCUGGAACGCGUGUGCGGUUCCAGCGACCCCGACGUGUGCACCAACGAGCACCGCGCCUACUCCAGCACGCUCACCACCUGGAAAGGCAUCAUCGAGGCAGUCGUGCCAGCCGCUGUGUCACUCUUCAUCGGCAGCUGGAGCGACAAGUUUGGACGGCGUCCCAUCUUCAUCUGGUCCUUUGCUGGAAACGCCAUCAGCUAUGGCUUGUUCUCUGGGCUGUCUGCGAUUCCAGACCUAGCGGCAGAGUGGUUGCUGAUGCCGUCCAUAGUGGCCACCUUCAGUGGCGGCAUGAUGAACCUCAUGGCUGUUGCCAACGUCUACAUUGCUGACGUCAGCCCUGUGGGGCAGAAGGAGCUCAGACUGGGCAUCCUGGACGCCUCGAUGUACUUGGCCCAGAUGGUGGCGUCAGGGCUGUCCUCGCCGCUGUACUCGGCCCUCAACUACCACGGGAUGUUCGCGCUGGCCGCCGGCCUCAUGCUGCUGUGUCUGCUCUACUCCAUCUUCCUGCUGUCGGAGACCACUGCGCCCUACACGCCGCCGCAAGACGAGAGCUGUGGCUGCUGCAAGGGGAUCUUCCGCCCCCAGCUGGUGCGCGACGCGCUCAAGACGUCCCUGAUGAAGCGGCCUCACCACGGGCGCUCAGCCAUCCUCAUCGUCAUCUUCGUGGUCGUCACUGGUGUCCUCAUCUCCCAAGGAGAAGGCAUAGCCAACUACCAGUUCGUGAACGCCAAAUUCCAUUGGACGAUAGACCAGAACCUUCUGUAUGGAUUCUUCAACAAUGGCACCACUGCUGUAGGUACCUUGGUGGGCGUGAUGGUGUUCGUGCGGUGGCUCAAGUUGGGCGACGGCUGGAUAGCCCUCAUCACCUUCUCCUGCAAGAUCACUGCCUCCAUAAUUUUUGCCAUAUCACCGGAGUCCUGGUUUAUGUUUCUGGGCGGAGCCAUCAGUUGCUUCGGAGCCUUGAUCUGGGUUCUGGCCAGGGCGAUGCUGACGAGGCUGGUCACCAAGGACGAGAUAGGCCAGGUGUUCGCGCUGGCGGUCACCCUGGAGGCGUUGACGCCUCUGGCGGGGCCUCCCAUCUACAACGCCGUCUUCAAGGCGACCAUCGAUUACUUCCCUGGAGCCUUCCACCUUUUGUCCGCGGGGAUCAUGGCACUCGACCUCGCUGUGCUGCUGUUUGCUGUUUACCUGAAUCGCGGAGCGAAGGAGGAGGGGCAGCAGCGGCGGGAAGAGGAGGCGACCCUGUCGCCCGCGUGAUGAUCGCGGCCUGCUGCCUGCGACCUCCCCUUGAAUCUCGCGCCCUGUUCCUGUCCGGGGCACUCACAGCAGGCUUUCGUGGUUGCUAGGAGACCACAGCUGGGACGACCGUGCUUGCUGUGCAGUGACGCUGCUGGGCCGGCUUACAGAUGGCUGCCCGAGUGCGACGUGGCAGAGCCAUAACCUCUCUUUCGUUCUGUUGCGUCACAGCCUAACACUCAUUUAUUCACUGAACGUUUCAGUUUAUGAAUGUGUGUAUAACUAUAAUUUCUUGUACAUAUAUUCAUAAGUGUACGUAUAUUUAUUUCUUUUGAUACAAUUAUUAUUCAGUACAAAUGGAUUUCACUUAAAUCUUUAAACUCAUUUUAAGACCGACUAGUUAUUUAUUACAUAAA
Messenger RNA from Schistocerca americana (American grasshopper), 1864 nucleotides. RefSeq names its product proton-coupled folate transporter-like. Lineage: Eukaryota; Metazoa; Arthropoda; Insecta; Orthoptera; Acrididae. The transcript is spliced from 10 exons. Bases 18 to 1469 code for a protein of 483 amino acids. Gene Ontology annotation, molecular function: transmembrane transporter activity. Gene Ontology annotation, cellular component: membrane. The record is from RefSeq and is a predicted model, not a curated record. Gene Ontology annotation, biological process: transmembrane transport.